GAGCCGAUUUGCAUGCGGCCGCCGCGGCCGCUGCCUGCGCCCGAGCCCGCCGCCGCCGCCGGAGCCCGCGCCCGCGCCCGGCCCGCGCAGCCCCAUGCCUCUGGCGCGGCCCUCGGGGGGGCGAAGGUGAAGACCGGCUCCUAGGAUGAGUGAAGGGGCGGCUGCUGCCUCGCCACCUGGUGCCGCUUCGGCAGCCGCCGCCUCGGCUGAGGAGGGCACCGCGGCGGCUGCGGCGGCGGCGGCGGCGGCGGGCGGGGGCCCGGACGGCGGCGGCGAAGGGGCGGCCGAGCCCCCCCGGGAGUUACGCUGUAGCGACUGCAUCGUGUGGAACCGGCAGCAGACGUGGCUGUGCGUGGUGCCUCUGUUCAUCGGCUUCAUCGGCCUGGGGCUCAGCCUCAUGCUUCUCAAAUGGAUCGUGGUGGGCUCCGUCAAGGAGUACGUGCCCACCGACCUGGUGGACUCCAAGGGGAUGGGCCAGGACCCCUUCUUCCUCUCCAAGCCCAGCUCUUUCCCCAAGGCCAUGGAGACCACCACCACGACUACUUCCACCACGUCCCCCGCCACCCCCUCCGCCGGGGGCGCCGCCUCCUCCAGGACGCCCAACCGGAUUAGCACCCGCCUGACCACCGUCACUCGGGCGCCCACUCGCUUCCCCGGGCACCGGGUGCCCAUCCGGGCCAGCCCGCGCUCCACCACAGCACGGAACACUGCGGCCCCCCCGACGGUCCUGUCCACCACGGCCGCGUUCUUCAGUAGCAGCACGCCGGGCUCCCGACCCCCGGUGCCAGGAACCCCAAGCACCCAGGCAAUGCCCUCCUGGCCCACUGCGGCAUACGCUACCUCCUCCUACCUUCACGAUUCUACUCCCUCCUGGACCCUGUCUCCGUUUCAGGAUGCUGCCUCGUCUUCUUCCUCCUCUUCCUCGUCCUCUACCACCACGACACCAGAAACUAGCACCAGCCCCAAAUUUCAUACGACGACAUAUUCCACAGAGCGAUCUGAGCACUUCAAACCCUGCCGAGACAAGGACCUUGCAUACUGUCUCAAUGAUGGCGAGUGCUUUGUGAUCGAAACCCUGACCGGAUCGCAUAAACACUGUCGGUGCAAAGAAGGCUACCAAGGAGUCCGUUGUGAUCAAUUUCUGCCGAAAACUGAUUCCAUCUUAUCGGAUCCAAAGAGUGAAGAAGUUUAUCAAAGGCAAGUGCUGUCCAUUUCAUGUAUCGUCUUUGGAAUUGUCAUCGUGGGCAUGUUCUGUGCAGCAUUCUACUUCAAAAGCAAGAAACAAGCUAAACAAAUCCAAGAGCAGCUCAAAGUGCCACAAAAUGGUAAAAGCUACAGUCUCAAAGCAUCCGGCACAAUGGCGAAGUCAGAGAACUUGGUGAAGAGUCAUGUCCAGCUGCAAAAUUAUUCAAAGGUGGAAAGGCAUCCUGUGACUGCAUUGGAGAAAAUGAUGGAGUCAAGUUUUGUCGGCUCCCAGACAUUCCCUGAGGUUUCUUCUCCUGAUAGAGGACGCCAGUCUGUCAAACACCACAGGAGUCUAUCCUCUUGCUGCAGCCCAGGGCAAAGGAGUGGCAUGCUCCAUAGGAAUGCCUUCAGAAGGACACCCCCGUCACCCCGAAGUAGGCUAGGUGGAAUUGUGGGACCAGCAUAUCAACAACUGGAAGAAUCAAGGAUCCCAGACCAGGAAACAGUACCUUGCCAAGGGUAUUCAUCCAGUGGUUUAAAAACCCAACGAAAUACAUCAAUAAAUAUGCAACUGCCUUCAAGAGAGACAAACCCCUAUUUUAAUAGCUUGGAGCAAAAGGACCUGGUGGGCUAUUCAUCCACAAGGGCCAGUUCUGUGCCCAUCAUCCCUUCAGUGGGUCUAGAGGAAACCUGCAUGCAAAUGCCAGGGAUUUCCGAAGUCAAAAGCAUCAAAUGGUGCAAAAACUCCUAUUCAGCUGACGUUGUCAAUGUGAGUAUUCCAGUCAGCGAUUGUCUUAUAGCAGAACAACAAGAAGUGAAAAUAUUGCUAGAAACUGUCCAGGAGCAGAUCCGAAUUCUGACUGAUGCCAGACGGUCAGAAGACUACGAACUGGCCAGCGUAGAAACCGAGGACAGUGCAAGCGAAAACACAGCCUUUCUCCCCCUGAGUCCCACGGCCAAAUCAGAACGAGAGGCACAAUUUGUCUUAAGAAAUGAAAUACAAAGAGACUCUGCAUUGACCAAGUGACUUGAGAUGUAGGAAUCUGUGCAUUCUAUGCUUUGCUCAACAGGAAAGAGAGGAAAUCGAAUACAAAUUAUUUAUAUGCAUUAAUUUAAGAGCAUCUACUUAGAAGAAACCAAAUAGUCUAUCGCCCUCAUAUCAUAGUGUUUUUUAACAAAAUAUUUUUUUAAGGGAAAGAAAUGUUUCAGGAGGGAUAAAGCUUACAAUUAAAGCUUUGGGUAGAAUUCUGAAUCCAAUUUCAGUUAGUCCCACCACUGUCCUCUUUGGCUCUUAGGAGAUGUGGGCAAUUCAGACCCUUGGCCCCACAGCGCCAGUGCCUCAUUCAAAAGCACUGGCAAUUACCUGGUUUCAAAAAGAGGAGCGCUGUAUCCGUAGGUGGAUGCGCCAGUGAGCAGGUGGCCCUUGCCAUUUGGCUUGCCAGUCCCGAGCCCUAAAUUUCUGUUCACCCAAUAGCCUCAUCACAGGUUAUGUCACGUCGACAAAUGCAGUGUUUUCUAUUUGAUUUUUGGAGAAUGGCACAAAAGACUGCGAUGCGAAGGAGGACAGGAGAGAGAAGGAGAAACCGGGGGCCAUCGGAGCUCCUCCUGUGUGCCACCUUCCUCUGAGAUUUGAAUGCACACAUCUCAGCUGGAGGUCUGAAAUUAUUACAGAAAAAGAGACAACAAAAAUUCACUAUGUCAUGUCACUAAAAUCAUGCUAAUAGAAAUGUUUUUCCUUGAGAUUGUUUAGAGGCUCUGGAGGAGCAUUUCACAGUUUUUGUGUGACUGUGUGCACAUGUGUGUGCAAGCGUGUGUGUGUGUGUGUGUGUGGACUUGCUCACGCGAGCACAUAUGCUGUAUGCACAUGUGUUCAUUGUGCGUAUGUGUGUGCAUGUGUGCGCGUAUUACGCUUGCUAAAAUUUGUUCUGAAACAUCAGGGAAUCUAAUAUUCAGAGAAAGUAUUUCCCUCUUAGAUCUGUUCACUUUAAAUUUUUCCAUUAAGUAUAAAGUUCAGUCAGUUCUUAAAUCAAGGUCACUUGCAUGGUGGAGUCCUAUAAAACUCUUGACACUGUCUAGACCAUUUUCUGAUGUGAAUACUUUUGAGAGGAACAACUAUUGGCUCAUUAAUGAUAUCAGUAUCAUCAGGUGAGUUAACCGAGGAUGUGUGUUUAUUUUGAAUCAUACCUACUUAAAUUAUUAACACAAGACAAUUAACAAAUUGACAGUUCCCAUUUGCUUUCUCAUCAUCCUCAUUACUAUUUAUUUUAUAGCAAGUCUACUACGUGUGGACCGAGGCUUCGGCUUCUGUGGUUAGUAUGGGAAGAAUAACUUGUUGAAAUCAAAAAACCCAGACUAUUCAGUUCACAAGAAGCCCCCAAAAGAACAGUAAAUUGUGUUGUAUGUUCAUUUGGAAUAAAGCAAUAUUUUUACCACUGCUAAGG
This is a messenger RNA of Saimiri boliviensis boliviensis (Bolivian squirrel monkey), 3626 nucleotides long. NCBI's taxonomy places the organism in Eukaryota, Metazoa, Chordata, Mammalia, Primates, Cebidae. The record is from RefSeq and is a predicted model, not a curated record.